AUGGACUCCCCGGCUGUACUGGUCCCCCUCGAUCCACGAGAACAGCCAAUCCUCGAACGACUCCUCCGCACUAGGGACGCACUCCUAUUACUGAAACAAGAUAAAUCGUCCUACAUCAAAUCUCGGGAUGUCCUCCCGUUAUACGAAGAAGUGAUCGGUCAGGUCGAGACUCUGAAUGCCGUGCGGAAAGCGCAAGAACGUGACCGCCGCUUGCCACACAACCGACUUGAUUAUGUUCUCGACGAUUGUUUCCAACUCAUCUCCCUCCUCUUUCUCACCGUCGGCCGAAACAAUGAGGCCCCCGCGACAUACUCUCUUACAACCACAGUACAACGCUUACUCGAUCAUCUUGAAGAGGCAGGCUUCUAUAGCGCCAAAGACCUUGAAUCAAUAUCUCGGACUCUCGCCACCAUACGCGAAACCCUGGACCGCGGAAAAGAUACUCAUCCCCCGCAUCUACUGACACUCCUGGGUAGUCGACUGGAGGAGUGCCAAAUAGUUUUGGAUAGACUGAACAAGGGUCUGGAGCCUCUUUCGCCUGAGCUUGUGAAGUUGCAUGAGACGUUGGUCUCAAUUUUACGGUCUACGUCUGCAGUUAAUACUCGUUCAAAGUUCUCGUCAUCCGAAGUCCUUGAUUUACAAGAGAAAUUGAAAGAGAUUCAAAAUAAUAUGAAAGAUGGCAACUUUGUCGGAUCAGAUGGUCAGAUUCUGAGCGGACAGGAAGCCGUCAAGUCUCUUUUUGAGCGGUGCUGGAGAUGGACAGAGAUUGUCCUUGAGCGAAAAGGCCGUAUCGACGAACGCUUCCAAGAACAAUAUGCUCGUCUCCUCGAGAUCAGGAAUCAACUAGAGCGACUAUCGAUGACACAGGCAUGGUCCCUCCGCGAAACAGACCUUUUCCAAUUCCAGCGCAAGCUUGACCGUAUCGAUGAAGCUCGUGUGAACGGCAACUUCUUGGAUGCUACGAACCAGCCCGCUGAUCUGCAUGCUCAACGAACAUUACUCUACCUCAUCCGCCGCAGCUAUGCUUACAUAUAUGCACUCCUCAUCGCUUCGGAACCAGUCUCCGAAGCCCUCCUCCCGAUUUAUAAUCAACUCCAAACCCUGCGCCGAUGUCUACUCGAAGUCAAGGAUUCUGGCGGAGUCUCGAAUGCUCGUGAACUUUAUCCGUAUAGCAUGAAGUGUGCUUUUAAAAAGCUGAAUUCAAUUGACAACAUGCGCAUCGACGGAAAAUUCUACAUAGGAAACGACAUCCCCGAAGGCCAGGGGAGUGUCAAUUCGCUUCUGGCAGAAUGUUAUGAGCUCGCGUAUGAUUUACGAGCAGCUGUUGCGGAAGAUAAGGAGGAUCGAGGAGAGUAA
Talaromyces amestolkiae is the source of this 1356-nucleotide messenger RNA. RefSeq lists its product as uncharacterized. The transcript is spliced from 7 exons. Gene Ontology annotation, cellular component: cytoplasm; nucleus. The coding region runs from base 1 to 1356 and encodes 451 amino acids. The record is from RefSeq and is a predicted model, not a curated record. NCBI's taxonomy places the organism in Eukaryota, Fungi, Ascomycota, Eurotiomycetes, Eurotiales, Trichocomaceae.